CCACAGAAACCAAAUUCCGCAUCUCAAAGCCACAACAAUGUCUCUACUACACCGACAUCGCCGUUUCUCCACCAUCGUCGACCUCGCCCACCUUUCUUCUCCGAUCAUCGACCCUUCUCAUCUCACCUCUCUCCGGUCCAACUCCGACCUCCUCGUCUCCUACUCCAUCACUCCUCCUCUCCAACCUUGGCCUUCUCGUCUCUCCCCUCGCCAUCUCUCCCGCAUCAUCCAUUCUCUCCCCGACCCUCUCCUCGCCCUCCGCGCCUUCCACCACGCCUCCCACUUCCACCCCGGCUUCUCCCACUCCUACCUCUCCUACCACUCCAUCCUCCUCCGCCUCGCCCAUGCCCGUCUCUUCUCCUACAUCCCCCCAAUCCUCUCCUCCCUCCGCCACUCCUCCAUCCACUGCGGCGAAAACCUCUUCAUCUCCCUCAUCCGCGCUUACUCCCUCUCCUCCCGCCCUUCCUCCUCUCUCAAGAUCUUCCUUUCCAUCCCCUCCUUCCGCCUCCGCGCUUCCGUCCGCUCCUUCAACGCCCUCCUCAACGCCAUGAUCCAAAACCGCCGCUUCCACCUCGUCCCCAUCCUCUUCAAGCACUGCCAAUCCAAGUUCGGAAUCAUCCCCAAUGUCUGCACUGCCAACAUCUUCCUCAAAGCUCUCUGCAAAUUGGGCAACCUCGAUGGUGCUCUCAAGGUGCUCGACGAAAUGCCAACAUGGGGUAUGGUUCCCAAUGUAGUCUCUUACACCACUAUUCUCUCUUGCUAUUGCUCCCUUGGUGAUCUCCAUGGUGCAAAGGCUCUGUUUGAUGAGAUUUUGCACCGUGGCUGGUCGCCGGACGUCACGACAUACACCGUCUUGAUCGAUGGGUAUUGCCGGUCUGGCCGGCUUGUUGAUGCUGUGCGCACCAUGGAUGAGAUGGAUGAUGCCGGCGUGAAACCGAAUGAUGUUACUUACUCUGUAGUGAUUGAGGAAUGCUGCAGAGCUAAGAAAUCAGGGGAAGCAUUGAACUUGAUUCAGGACAUGUUGGAUGGGAAAUACAUCCCAAGCUCGACGCUUUGUUGUAAGGUGAUUGAUGCAUUGUGUGUGGAUGGUAAGGUGGAGGAUGCUUGUGAUAUUUGGAAGAAGCUUUUGAAGAAGAAUGUUACUCCGGAUAAUUCGAUAUCGAGCACUUUGAUUUACUGGCUUUGUAAGAAAGGGAAGGUUUUGGAAGCUAGGAAACUGUUUGAUGAGUUUGAAAAGGGAUUCAUUCCGAGCUUGUUGACAUAUAACACGCUCAUUUCGGGAAUGUGCGAGAACGGAGAGUUGCAAGAGGCAGGAAGGUUGUGGGAUGAUAUGUUGGAGAAGAAGUGCGCGCCGAAUGUAUUCACUUAUAAUGUGCUUAUCAAGGGGUUUUGUAAGGUUGGUAAGGUGAAAGAAGGGGUUGAGAUUUUGGAGGAGAUGUUGGAGAAGAAAUGCAUGCCUAAUAAGUCUACGUAUCAGGUGUUGGUUAAUGGUCUUUUGGAAGCCGGAGAUGGAGAUGAUGAAUUGGUCGAAAAGGUUCUUUGUAAUCUGGUUUCAGUGGGAGGUGAAUUCUUCAGCAAAGAUGAUUGGAGUGUGUUUGUGUCAAAGAUGGUUAAGGAAAGUGAGAAUUGGAGAGAUGUUCUGAAUGCAUUGUUGUUAGGUGCAUAAGUUGUUGUACAAAUGUGGACUUUGGUGAUACUUGGUGUUGAAACAAGCUCUUGAUGUUGAGAAGAAGAAUACUGACUUGCUGAAGAAUGAAGAUCAAUAGAAUGCAUAUGAUACAUUGCCCCAAAUACUACUUGCAGAAAAUCGAUAAAAUGAGAGAGUAAUGUGUAUGAUUCAAUGCAGUGAAUAUAUUGACUCGCAGAAGAACUUUUCAUAAGUGGUGAGAGUUUGAUUCAUGGGUGAGGGCACAUUUUUGAGAAUGUGAGUAGUGGUUGUAUAUAGGUCGUCCCAGUGCUCAUGUGUCCGUGGGUGUUGUCCUUACUUGCUCCGCUGAGGUUUGCGUAUGUUUUUUUUAACGGCUUAACCGUUCAUC
This is a messenger RNA of Dioscorea cayenensis subsp. rotundata (Guinea yam), 2036 nucleotides long. RefSeq names its product pentatricopeptide repeat-containing protein At5g16420, mitochondrial. The record is from RefSeq and is a predicted model, not a curated record. Bases 38 to 1666 code for a protein of 542 amino acids. Lineage: Eukaryota; Viridiplantae; Streptophyta; Magnoliopsida; Dioscoreales; Dioscoreaceae. The transcript has a single exon. Gene Ontology annotation, molecular function: protein binding.